Messenger RNA from Punica granatum (pomegranate), 1500 nucleotides. The record is from RefSeq and is a predicted model, not a curated record. Lineage: Eukaryota; Viridiplantae; Streptophyta; Magnoliopsida; Myrtales; Lythraceae.
AAUUAAUUAAUUACAAACCCUAGCAAGCAAAUUCAUCCCCUCGGAGCAGAGAUUCUUCUUCGUCCGGAAAUAUCAAAUUCCGUUCCAUUUCUCUCAGAAUUCAGCUGAAACCGGCGGAAACCCGCCGUCCCAGAGCCGCUACUCGUCCACCUGAUCACCUGAUCGCCCUGAGCUGCCAGCUAGUGCUUUGGGAUUGGGAUUGGGGUUGCAAUCGCCGUUGCCUGAUCUUAGCAAUUCGUGCGGAUUCUUAUCUUCGCCGCUGUUCGAGCUCCGAGGACUGGGCUUGCGGUGGUUCUGUCCCUGUGAUCAGGAGCAGCUGAAGUAGCCCCCCAGGGAUCCAUGUUGAUGGCGGUUCAGUGCAAGAUGGUGGAUUGACACAUGGAUUCCGAAGGCAAUAAAUUUGGAAGAGGACCAAGAGAAUUGACUGGUGCUGUAGAUCUUAUUAGUCACUUCAAGUUGUUGCCUCAUCAUGACUUUUUCUGCAAGCGCUCGCUGCCUUUGUCAAUUUCGGACACCCAUUACCUUCACGACGUCGUGGGAGAAACAGAAAUUCGAAAAGGAGAGGGAAUGCAGUUGGAUCAGCUCGUUCAAAAUGCAGUCCAUUCCCGAGAAUAUACUAACCGCAUACAACCUUUUGACAUAGACAGUCUCAAAGAUGCUUUCCCAUUGAGGGAGUCUAUUCCAGUCGAUCUACCACUUGCAGAGAAGGGAUUACCUACCAUUUCAGGUAAACCAAAAAGUGAAUCGAAAGACAAGGAGAAGAAGCACAAAAAGCACAAAGAUAGAGAUAAGGACAAGGAUAGAGAGCACAAGAAACACAAACAUCGUCAUAAAGAUAAAAGCAAAGACAAGGAGAAGGAGAAGAAGAAGGAAAAAGGAGGACACCGUGAUCCCGGAGUUGAUUCCUCGAAGAAGCACCAUGAGAAGAAAAGGAAGCAUGAAGGAGAUGAAGGUCUUAACAACCAGGGACCCAGAAAAAGUAAGCACAAAAGCUCAAAGCUUGAUGAGUUGGGUGCCAUGAGGGUUGCAGGCUGAUGCUAUGGCAUUUAGUAUACUUUGCGUACGAUGAUCAAUUGUAGUUAACACGUCAGAAGUCUCUUUCUCGUGAUAUCUAACUUGAGGCAUACCAUUGGGUGAAGUGGUCCUUUCUGCUGGUGGUCCUUGGUGGUUGAAUGUGGUCCUUUGGUUGUUUUCUUCCCGUUUCUCGAUAAUAGAACGACUCAAAGAAAGAGAUUGAUGACAAUGGGGAGAAGGUGAAUUCACCUUUUUGGAGAAUAUAUUCAGGGAUGAGGUAUAAUUUUUUUUUUUUUUUGUAUAACAAAAGAGUGUUGGUAUUAGUCGGUAACAGUGCUUUACUGGUUUCAAUGGUGGAAUGCUGCGCCGAGUUUUGAUCGUGAAAAUGGGUUUCCCGUAUAUAUGGGUCCAUUCUCGUAGUCUAAAUCUGAGUUUGUGCCAUCAAUCAGUCAAGAAAAGGCAAAUGAAAACUGGCUUAGAAAGGAA